AUGGCUUUGUCCACCACUCCUACUCUAGAGAGUCCGUGUCUCAUCAUGAGAACCCGCGGACAAGGGGACCUCUCCCCCAAUGAUGAUCUUGAUGGAGUUGACACAGGAGACCUUCGGAUUCUUCUCCAGCUUGCCCGACAAACGACUUAUUGCAUCGAGACCGAACUUGCGGCGCGAUCAGCUCUUAGCCGGUUGCCGACUAGUGUUAGGAACUGCAUCGAGAAAAUGCACGAUACCAUACAAAAACUUGAUGUCUUGCAGCGUUUGGACGACACAGCCGGCCUGAUGUCUACGGCGGCUAAAAUUAUGCAAAACGAACAGACAGGGCGUCGGGAGAAAAUAUACAAACAGUUUCUUAUUGAUAUCCGCGAUCAUUGUGGUCCUAGUACGACUUUAUUGUGUGCUAAAAGUUUGGGCAAGCGAAGAAUAGUUGAUUUAAACAUCAGAGAGAGGAUAUCCCUGCUAAGUUAUCUGAAGAACAACUCAAAGACUUUCCAACAUCCUGUUCUUGAUGGUCUCGCGCUUAGACUCGGGGUCACUGGUGAACAUCAGUCAGUUGUUGAGAGACAAAUCGAAUACAAAUACUCCGAAGCAUCCAUCGAUGUCAUCUCGAUGUUGGGUCCUGAUCUGGCAAAUGCGGUCCAAGCAAGCAACCAAUACAAAUGGGAGCGACAAACAGGAGGUUCGACAACAGAUUGUAUACAAGGGUUGACUCCGAGAAAUAGGGGCGAUAUUACUCUUCAGUUGCUGCUUGGCUUCGAUGAGGGGACUGAAGUCAUGGAAGAGCUUGAGAUGCAAGUGGUAUGA
Molecule: messenger RNA, 807 nt
Organism: Metarhizium acridum CQMa 102
Lineage: Eukaryota; Fungi; Ascomycota; Sordariomycetes; Hypocreales; Clavicipitaceae
Source: RefSeq, a predicted model, not a curated record